Messenger RNA from Xyrauchen texanus (razorback sucker), 2671 nucleotides. RefSeq names its product sodium/hydrogen exchanger 6-like. The coding region runs from base 87 to 2156 and encodes 689 amino acids. Lineage: Eukaryota; Metazoa; Chordata; Actinopteri; Cypriniformes; Catostomidae. Gene Ontology annotation, biological process: sodium ion transport; proton transmembrane transport; regulation of pH. Gene Ontology annotation, molecular function: sodium:proton antiporter activity. The record is from RefSeq and is a predicted model, not a curated record. The transcript is spliced from 16 exons. Gene Ontology annotation, cellular component: recycling endosome; membrane.
ACAGCGACAUGUAGAGGGAAAUAUAUCACCGUGACUCGCAUCAUCAUCUGUACCACAGAGAUCAAUAUCUCGCAGUUACAGUCGUGAUGGGGUUUCACAAUAGACUGUCCUCCGUAUCGAGGACUUGUAUUGUUCCCCGUUUACUCUGCCUCAUGAGUUUCGCUGUCAUUUGUCUGGCGGAGAAUACUGAGAUGGUGAAUGUGGUGACGGAGAGGAAAGCGGAGGAGAGUCACCGGCAGGAGAGUGCCAAUCUGCUCAUCUUCAUCAUGUUACUCACACUCACUAUCCUAACCAUAUGGCUCUUUAAACACCGCCGCUUCAGGUUCCUACACGAGACGGGUCUGGCUAUGAUCUACGGCUUGUUUGUGGGUGUGAUUCUGCGCUUUGGGGUGCAUUCACCACAAGACUUAAAUGAUGUAACAUUGAGUUGUGCAGUGAACGGCAGCCCCACCACACUGCUGGUGAACGUGAGCGGCCGUUUCUACGAGUACAGUCUGAAAGGAGAGGUCAGGGACAGCAAAGGCCAUGAUGUGCCAAAUGCAGAGAUGCUCAGGAAGGUUACUUUUGAUCCAGAGGUUUUCUUCAACAUUUUGCUUCCACCAAUCAUCUUUCAUGCAGGAUACAGCCUCAAACGAAGACAUUUUUUCAGAAAUUUGGGCUCUAUCCUCUCCUAUGCCUUUGUGGGCACGAUGACAUCAUGCUUAGUUACAGGUUUGGUGAUGUACGGCUGCGUGGUUAUUAUGAAACUGAUUGGUCAGCUUGGAGGGGAUUUUUUCUUCACUGACUGCCUGUUCUUUGGUGCUAUUGUAUCUGCGACAGACCCAGUGACCGUUCUGGCCAUUUUCAAUGAGCUGAAAGUUGAUGUGGAUCUCUAUGCACUGAUGUUUGGCGAGAGCGUUCUCAAUGAUGCCGUGGCCAUCGUCCUGUCAUCGUCUAUAGUGGCAUACCAGCCUGAGGGAGACAAUCGUCACACGUUUGAUGCUAGUGCCCUGCUCAAGUGCCUGGGUGUCUUUCUGGGGGUUUUCAGUGGGUCUUUUGUGAUGGGGGCUGCGACUGGAGUCAUGACAGCUCUGGUCACAAAAUUCACCAAACUUAGAGAUUUUCCCUUGUUGGAAACAGCCCUGUUCUUCCUCAUGUCCUGGAGUACUUUCCUAUUGGCUGAGGCCUGUGGCUUCACUGGUGUGGUGGCUGUGCUCUUCUGUGGCAUUACUCAGGCUCACUAUACUUACAACAACCUUUCUGACGAAUCUAAGUGCAGAACCAAACAGUUGUUUGAGCUGCUGAAUUUCCUGGCUGAAAACUUCAUCUUUUCAUACAUGGGCUUGACACUUUUCUCCUUCCAGCACCAUGUCUUUAAUCCCUUCUUCAUUAUAGGUGCUUUUCUCGCCAUAUUUAUUGGAAGGGCAGCUAAUAUCUACCCCUUGUCUUUCCUGUUAAACCUGGGCCGCAAGAACAAAAUCGCAUCCAAUUUCCAACAUGUCAUGAUGUUUUCAGGGCUUCGAGGAGCCAUGACCUUUGCCCUCUCAAUCAGGGACACUGCGACAUAUGCCAGGCAGAUGAUGUUCUCCACCACUCUUCUCAUCGUUUUUUCCACUGUGUGGGUGUGUGGAGGCGGGACCACCCCCAUGCUGUCACUCAUGCAGAUCCGUGUGGGAGUAGACACGGACCAAGAGAAUGCAGUCACAGGACCGGAUGGAAUGGCACAAAGAAGCACAAAGCAUGAAAGUGCUUGGCCGUUCAGACUGUGGUACACAUUUGACCACAAUUAUUUGAAACCCUUCCUCACUCACAGUGGGCCUCCACUCACUACAACUCUGCCAGCCUGCUGUGGUCCAAUAGCACGCUGUCUGACCAACUCACAGGCCUAUGAGUCAGGUCAGCUGCAUGAUGAGGACACAGAACUGAUUUUGAAUGAUGGAGGUGGUUUGAUGUAUGGUGACAUGACGGUCAGCACGGUUGCCCAUGGCAUGCCCACCACCUCCACAACCCAGGCUGGUCGCUACUCACUAGCAGGAACCUCAGACGAUCCUCUCGACCGGGAGCUUGCGUUUGGAGGCACUCGCCUGGUCCUCCCCACAGAUGAGCCUCUGGACCCCCUGAUAUCUUUCCCUCCUCCUCCGCCAUCCCCACCACUGUCUGACCCUCUACGCCACUGAGUCUGAGCCUGUACCUGCCGAACAACUGCUAACUUCCUGCCCUCCGUUUGGCACUUUCUUCCACAAAUGUUAAGCUAUUUAUGCUUUUAUUAUUUUAUUUAUUGUUUUGUGGCAUAUUUAUUUGUCUGGUGGACACUGGAUAAUCUACCAUGGUUGUUGUGGCUAAUCCUUCCUGUUCUCUUCCUAAUUUGUUAAAGAAAGUACAAACAAAUUGUUCAAAUGUGCCACAAAAGAUUCCAAAAGUAUUUCAAGUAGUGUGUCGGAGUAGAUCAGACAGAAACUCUGCAUCUUGUUGUGAAUGCAUUGAUGUCUGGUUUGACAUCGUCAAAUAAUACCUAACUUGUGAACCUCUAUAAAUAAGUGCCUAAUGUCCAGUCCCCUGGUUUUUGUAUUGUGCUAUGUGGCUAAUCAUUGCCUCGUUAAUAUUAAUAUUAGUUUAUGAAAAAGAGAUGAACUAUUUGAAAUUGUUUUCUUACUGUUCCACAUCCAUGAACAUUUAUUAAAUAAGAUUUGGU